AUGAAGUUUGCCUUUGAGGAGUUCCACCUGUGGUACCAGCUGGCCUUGUCCCUGAUGGCGGCGGGGAAAUCGGCUCGUGCCGUGAAGGUCUUAAAGGAGUGCAUCCGGCUGAAGCCCGACGACCCCACCAUCCCCCUGCUGGCCGUCAAGCUCUGCAUCGGGCCGCUGCACUGGUGUUUGGAAAGAGCCAUGAAGUUUGCCUUUGAGGAGUUCCACCUGUGGUACCAGCUGGCCUUGUCCCUGAUGGCGGCGGGGAAAUCGGCUCGUGCCGUGAAGGUCUUAAAGGAGUGCAUCCGGCUGAAGCCCGACGACCCCACCAUCCCCCUGCUGGCCGUCAAGCUCUGCAUCGGGCCGCUGCACUGGCUGGACGAAGGGGAGAACUUUGCAAAGAUAGUGAUCGAUAUGGGAGAGAAAGCAGCUGAAUUCAGAGCCAAAGGCUAUUUGGCCAUCGGCCUGGUCUACAGCCUUAAAGCUACAGACGCGUCCUUAAGGGGGAAGCAGGAGGACUACCAGAGGAAAGCUUUGGGAGCCUUUCAAAGAGCUCAGAGUCUGUCUCCCACUGACCAUCUCGCUGCCUUCUACCUGGCCCUGCAGCUGGCUGUUUCCAGACAGAUCCCCGAGGCCUUAGGUUAUGUCCGACAGGCUUUGCAGCUCCAGGGGGACGACGUGCAUUCCCUCCACCUCCUGGCUCUGCUGCUCUCCGCCCAGAAACACUACCACGACGCCCUGAACAUCAUCGAGAUGGCCCUGUCCGAGUACCCCGAGAACUUCAAUCUGCUCUACACAAAGGUCAAGCUGGAGGCCAUGUGCAGAGGACCGGAGGAAGCUCUGCUCACCUGUAAGCACAUGCUGCAGAUCUGGAAGAGUUUCUACAACCUCACCAACCCCAGGUAA
Menidia menidia (Atlantic silverside) is the source of this 894-nucleotide messenger RNA. The record is from the annotation of a GenBank genome assembly. NCBI's taxonomy places the organism in Eukaryota, Metazoa, Chordata, Actinopteri, Atheriniformes, Atherinopsidae.